Molecule: messenger RNA, 4605 nt
Organism: Myxozyma melibiosi
Lineage: Eukaryota; Fungi; Ascomycota; Lipomycetes; Lipomycetales; Lipomycetaceae
Product: HECT-domain-containing protein
Exons: 4
Coding region: 1-4605 (1534 amino acids)
Biological process (GO): proteasome-mediated ubiquitin-dependent protein catabolic process; protein polyubiquitination
Cellular component (GO): nuclear speck
Molecular function (GO): ubiquitin protein ligase activity
Source: RefSeq, a predicted model, not a curated record
AUGGGUGGUAUGAUGUCUGAGCUGUCUAUGCGAUUCAGAGACCUCUUCUUGAACCUGAAGCAACGCGAAAACCCAGACAUUCGUAUGGCCGCUCUUCGCGAGCUGUCCAUUCUGAUUAUAAUGUCUACAGAGGACAUGUUUUCCUCUGGGUUUUCGUCGGACCAGAUUGUGCGUGAACUGGUCGACAUCAUGUCUAGUCCCAUCUACGGUGAAGACGACCCCGAGUCGGUCUCGAUCGCUUGUCGUUGCCUGGCAAACUUUAUGGACUCAUUGCCACAGACCACAAGAAUUGUUGCCUACAGCGGAGCUGUUCCGGUUCUGUGUCAAAAGUUACUAGAGGUUGACUAUAUCGACUUGGCCGAGCAGGCCUUGAACACCCUCAAAGUAAUCUCAGCGGACUACCCGAUCAUCGUGGCUCGGGAAGGCGGUCUCGCAGGUUGCCUCAUGUUUUUGGACUUCUUCGCUACAAGCGUGCAACGCACAGCAGUGACAAUAGCGGCAAACUGCAGUCGAAACAUUCCAGUGAGCUGCUUCCCCACAGUCCGCGAUGUUAUGCCGACCCUCCUCAAUGUUCUGAUGGGCACCGAUCAAAAAGUCGUGGAGCAAGGUUGUCUGAGUGUAGCCCGUCUUAUCGAAAGUUUCAGACAUCACCCUACUGAGCUCGAAGAACUCGUGAGCUCGGACUUGCUGCAGAAGAUGAUGGACAUGAUGAUCCCCGGACCCAGCAACGUCGUCGGCCCAUCUGCUGUCUCGUACUUCCUGAAAGCACUCUCGUUCUGUGCAAAGGCAUCACCAGAGCUUUCCGCAACUAUGCUAAAGAUGGGAGCGGUCGACAUCUUGUACCAGAUUCUUACCGGUGUUUCUGCGCCUGCCGAGUCCCAGCCUGAUGACCAAGCUAGCAGUAUUUUCGUCAUGCAGGCGGUUAUUCACUGCCCCAAGGAUCAGAUAUUAGCAACUUUGAACGUAAUCUGUGAGCUGCUUCCCGGUAUCCAGAAAGAGGAUCUAGCCGAGAGUCCGACGUAUAUGGAGACAAUGGACAUGCUGAAUUUCGGUACACCGGAAGCUAACGCAAAGAGAGCCGAGAUUCUUAAAACUUGCCAGCCACAAGUGCGGCGGUUUGUCAAGAUCUUCUUGCCUGUCUUGCUGGAUGUGUACUCCUGCACUGCUGAUUUGAAUGUCAGACAGAAGGUUGUUACCGCGUUUCUUCGAAUGUUUUUGAACAUCGACGGCGAUAUUCUGUAUGAGGGCCUGAAGACGAUCCAGUUCUCUUCUCUUCUGGCGUCGAUCAUUGCUCAGAAAGAGCAGCCAAGCAUCGUCGUGGCCGGUCUUCUCAUCGCGGACGUUCUUCGCCGACGGUUCCCUAAUAUAUAUGAGACUCAUUUCGAGCGAGAGGGAGUCAUGGCCGAGAUCGAGCGAUUGGCAGAGAACGGCCCGGGGAGUAAUGCGGGAAUGCCGGAAGCCGACGCUGACGAAGGCACUGACUGCGGCAGUGAGAUCGCAAUUGAGGAGCGCUAUGAUGACGAGGAGACCGAUUAUGGCCAUGAAGACGAGGAUGAGCGUAUGCGCGAUGACGAUAACGAGGGCGAAGACGAAGACGGUGAUGAGGACGAGGACGAGGAGGAAGAAGAUGGAGAAGAAGAGGAAGAAAAGUCCAAGUUCUCGUCCAUGCGCAACCGCUACUCCUCAUCUGACCUCCACUACCGGUCCUCGCUCGAGAGCUGGAUCUCCACUUUUGCGCAGAAAUUCCUUGAAAAAUACAGGCCGCCAGAAUCGAGGUCGGGCGCUGAUGCCGAGUCUGGGUUGAAUGAGUUACGCAUGUUUUCCAGCAAGCUGGUAGCAGGGCAGGAUCUUGCCGGAUGGCUUGGCGAGCUCGCUACUCAUUUCAAUACAGAGGCCUUGACGAGCAUUUCGAGUUAUGAGCUCGUGCACUCUGGGAUCGUGAAGGCUCUAUUGUCUUUACUGACCGAGGGCGCUACUGAAGAAGAAAAGCUGGCCUCCAGAAAAGAGUUUAUGAAGGCGUUCAUGAAGUCAGAUGGAAGCUCGAUUUCGCCAUUCGCCGUACUGAUCAGCAAGCUUCAGGAGUCUUUAAUGAGACUGGAGAAGUUCGAGGUCGUUACGGCUGGUAUUCCUGAUGCGAAUGAGAACCCGAUCGAGGUAAUGUCAGGACCUGUCCGCCUGAGACUCAGCAGCGACGAUGCCGACGGAGAAGGCGCCGAAAUGAUCGUCUCUAUCCCCGCGAUCUCCACGGUGAAGACUCUAGAUGACUAUCUCCGAGUUCGCAUUGGCGACAGGGCGACCGGAACGCCUACGGGUCGGUUCAAGUCUGGUUCGAGUCUGCUCAACAGCUCGUUUCCCUCUUUUGCGUCGUUUGCGGCCUCUGCAAACAACUCUUCACGCGAAGAAGGCAAUGGUCAGCAGAAAGGUGACGACAGUGAUGAGGCGGGUGAAGGAUCUUCGACGACGACCGCAAAAGCAGAGGCUUCUUCGUCAGCUAAUGAAUCUAACAAAGACAAGGCUGAUGCAGAGGACGGUAAAAACUCGUGGGAGGCGAGCGAGUCAGUUGUUAAUCGUCUUGAAGGUUAUAUGACCACCAAUGAAUCCAAUACUGCAGAGGAGAGUGACUCGGCCGCAACGCCCGCUGCCGAAUCCGGAAACGGUACCCCGACUGAAUCGCCUGUUGCAGCGCAGAUCAGACCUAGACGCGCUAGUCUUUCCCUAGAUCGCUUGUUACGAGCUACGGGCACGCUGACGCCGAAGCAGUCGUACUCAUCGGCGUUGCAAUCGGCUCCUCGGGACUGGCAUGUGGAGUUUAAGAGCAAUGGCAAGAUCAUACCACACGACAUGACGGUCGUUGCCGCGCUUCACAAAUAUGCAGGAACCUCUGUGUUUGCGAGGGGUUCUUUAGACAUUCCACAUACUCUAAAGUACUCCAAAGCCGCGGGUCCCGCACCGGUUUCGGAGUCGAACGCGCUGCAGUAUGGCGAGCAAUUCAAAGAUGUGCCCGAGUCGCUGAAAGAGGACGAGGCUACGUUUACAGUGUUGCAGUUGCUUCGAAUCCUUCAUAAGCUUAAUGCAAGCGUGAAGGAGUUGUUUGCUGAAGACGCCGAAGGGGCGCAUCUGUCGCCGGUACCGACUACGCAGUUCAUCAACAGUAAACUGACGUCGAAGCUCAACCGACAACUCGAGGAGGCGGUGAUAGUUGCGAGCUCGUGCGUUCCAUACUGGGGUCGCGACUUGACGAGACACUAUCCGUUCCUGUUUCCGUUUGAGACUCGUCGGCUGUUUUUACAGUCUACAUCGUUUGGCCAUUACCGGUUUUUGAACAAGUGGCAAGCACGAAAUGGAAGGCUCGGUCGGCGCGAUAGUAGUUCGAGCUACAACAGCCGUUCUAGAGGCCCGAUUCUGCGGAACAUGCGUCAGAAAGUACGAAUUUCGAGAUCGCAGAUUUUGCUGAGCGCGAUCCGGGUGAUGGAGCUGUAUGGAUCUUCGCAGAAUGUUCUUGAAGUGGAAUAUUUUGAUGAGGUCGGUACGGGACUUGGCCCGACUCUUGAGUUUUACGCUACGGUGUCACGCGAGUUUGCAAAGAAGAAACUGGGGAUGUGGCGAGAGAACGAGUCUGAUCCGGAGAGUGAGUUUGCGUUUGGAAAACAUGGACUGUAUGCCCGGCCUCUAAGCGAGGAAUACUUGAAAACCGAAGAAGGCAAGAAAACGUUGCAGAUGUUUAAAGUAUUGGGACAGUUUGUUGGACGAGCGUUGAUCGAUUCGCGAUUGUUGGAUAUCAAAUUCAACUCGACAUUCUUUGCGGCGCGGCAGGAGUCAGUUGUUCCGUCGAUUGCAGUAAUGAACGCAGUCGAUGGGCAGCUGGCGAGUUCGCUUAAGCUUCUGGAGAAGUUUGCUGAAGCACGGGCGAAGGUGAUGAGCGAUAAGGCGACGACCGAGGAGGAGAAGCGCGAGAUUCUUCGGGAGUACAAGAUUGACAAUGUGUCGGUUGAGGACUUGACGCUUGACUUCACGUUGCCUGGAUACCCAGAGUACGAGCUUGUUGAAGGCGGGAUGGAUAAGUACGUGACGAUGGAGACGGUUGAUGAGUACGUCAAGCUCGUGCUGGAUGCGACUUUGGGAUCAGGAGUGGAGAAGCAGAUCAAUGCGUUCCGCGAAGGGUUCUCGACUGUGUUUUCGUUUGCGGCGAUGAGUUCGUUUACUCCGGAGGAGCUCGUGAUUUUGUGCGGACAGGUCGAGGAGGAUUGGUCUUUACAGACGCUGUGUGAUUCGGUUAAGGCAGAUCACGGGUUUACGAUGAGCAGCAAGACGGUACAGAACCUGCUAGAGAUCAUGGCCGAGUUCACGGUCGACGAGCGACGAGCAUUCUUGCAGUUUGUUACAGGCAGUCCUAAUCUUCCGAUUGGUGGAUUCAAAGCGUUGCUGCCGACGUUUACGAUUGUGAAUAAGCCGAGCGAGCCGCCGUUUUCUCCAGACGACUAUUUGCCCAGCGUGAUGACGUGCGUGAACUACUUGAAGAUGCCAAACUAUAGCACAAAGGAGAAGCUUCGGGAACGGGUGAUGAAAGCGGUGGAGGAAGGCUCAGGCGCGUUCCUGUUGUCGUGA